Molecule: messenger RNA, 999 nt
Organism: Paramecium tetraurelia
Lineage: Eukaryota; Ciliophora; Oligohymenophorea; Peniculida; Parameciidae
Exons: 2
Biological process (GO): ubiquitin-dependent protein catabolic process; protein ubiquitination
Molecular function (GO): ubiquitin protein ligase activity
Source: RefSeq, a predicted model, not a curated record
AUGAAAAGUCCUAUUACCAAAAUCUCAGCUAUUGGAACUGGUGCUACUGGCUUUGCCCUAUUUUCGCUCUUAAGUUAGUGGUAUCAAUUAAAAAAGAAACAUAAUCAAUACUAGCUAAUCAAUGAAUUUACACCCACCUCCAUAUUGAAUUACUUUAAUUAAUCCCAAAAAACAACAAUCGAAGCAUUUAUUGCCGGCGAGUUAGUUUCAGAAAGUCCCAUCAUUUCAAAAGUCCCACUUAUAAUGAGGGAAAAGAAAAUCUAUUAUAUAUAUGAGAAUGGCGUAAAAAAAAUAAUUCAAACCUUCCUACAUGGUGCCUCUCAAUUAAGUAUUGCAGACUAUUAUAAUAAAAUCGAAAUAUGGAGGAACUCAACCCUUAACUACUAAUUAUCUAUGAGUCAUAUAUGGGAUAAAGUUAUUCCUCAAUAAUUAAGUUUCCUUCAAAGACUAACGAAUUUCAUUUUAAAAAUCAUAAAUUAACUCAAAAUAAGAAAAUUAUUUUUCAAUGGCUUUCCCACUGGAUUGCUUGAAAGGGAAUAUGGCAUCAUCGCAAAUGAAUUUUAUGUCAUAUAUGGAGAAAUUAUACUUGAUAAAAAGUUGAACAAGAUGUUCCUUUAAAAUCCAAAAUAUAUUCUCAAAAGUAAGAAACAAUUGUUAUUUUUAAUACAAAAGUAGAUUAAAUAUAAAAGUUCAAUGAUAGUAAUUGUUUUUAUUCUAUUUGCGAUUUGGUCGUGUAUUUUUGGAUGCAAUAUAAAGAAUUUCAUUAUACAUCUUUUGAAAGAGAGACAAAAGGCAAAAUUGGAUAAGUUAAGAGGGUAGAAAUACUUAGAAAUUAACAAUUAUGAAUGCCAGGUUUGUUUUGAAAGACCUAGAAAUAUUAUCUUUAAGCCUUGCAAACACCUUAGCAUUUGCCAUGAAUGCUCAUAAAGACUCAAAAAACCAUAAUGUCCGAUAUGUAAAUAAUAGAUAGAGGAUAAAAUUGAAAUCUUUUUUACUUGA